Molecule: messenger RNA, 3394 nt
Organism: Drosophila takahashii
Lineage: Eukaryota; Metazoa; Arthropoda; Insecta; Diptera; Drosophilidae
Gene: CngA
Product: Cyclic nucleotide-gated ion channel subunit A
Biological process (GO): monoatomic cation transmembrane transport
Cellular component (GO): intracellular cyclic nucleotide activated cation channel complex; plasma membrane
Molecular function (GO): intracellularly cGMP-activated cation channel activity; protein-containing complex binding; cGMP binding
Source: RefSeq, a predicted model, not a curated record
UGUUCAUCAUGGUGAUGGGUUCGUGCCUUGCGUAGCUGCAUUCCAUCCGACGUCCAGCCAGCGCCCAGCUAUGUGGACCUACAUGAUGGCUGCCGCCCGCGGAGAUCGGGUCAACACGAUGAUGUCCACCCGGCGAAGACCCGAAACCGAGUCCCCAAAAUAUGGCUACAACCUCUCCACCCGUCCCAUGUACCGAACGACCCGAUUCGUGGGCCCCGCCUCCUCGGCGCCCGCCCAACUGCAGCUGCCCUGCGGAUCCCAUCAGGCGGCGGUGGGCGUGGCACCUCCGCCGCUGGAGGAGAUUAGUGGCGGCCUGUUCGCCCCCUUCGCGCCGACGGCAACGAUUACGGUGGAGCAGGCGGCCACCUCGAUUCCAAUGGCAGUCGACGGCGAGGUUCACCACCUCCACUAUCCACGUCGCAGUUGGCAGCGGAAAUAUCGCCAGGGGAAUCAUCGCCAGCCAGGAGGAGGAGCAGAGGCUGAGGAGGAUGAGGACGAGGAUGACGACGACGAUGAGGAUGAUGACGAGGAUGAGUUCGGUGCUGUCGUGGGCGAGGAUAACCCGGAGGAGGCGAUUGCACGGGCUGACCAACAGCAACAGAAGCAGCACCGCCAACCAAAUGCCAGCGAUUCCAGUUAUGUGGAAAAUGGCAGGAAGCUGAUACAGGAACCAAGCAAAAGGAGCAAACCAUCGGCUUUAAGACGCACCCUGCAAGCUCUGCGCCAGCGUCUGACUAAAAGGAAUCGCCCCAAACCGCCGGACUGGUUCCUCGAGAAGUUCUCCAAUACCACGAACACAGACAAGAUUGGCAAGGGUUGUCCGGCCAUGGAGGAUGCGGCGCUCUCCAGCGAAAUUCGGGGCUCCAGUGUCCUGUGCAACCGACUGUCCGUGGAUCCCACCCUGCAGUCGCAUUACAGGUGGCUGGCCAUCGUUUCGCUGGCGGUGCUUUACAAUAUCAUCUUCGUGGUGGGGCGAGCUGUCUUCUGGGAGAUCAAUAAGAGUGCUCCCGCCGUGUGGUACACACUGGACUACCUGUGCGACUUCAUCUAUCUGCUGGAUACGCUCGUCCACAUGCACGAGGGCUUUCUGGACCAGGGGCUCCUCGUGCGGGAUGCCUUUAGGCUGCGGCGGCACUACUUCCACACGAAGGGCUGGUAUCUGGACGUGCUGUCGAUGCUGCCCACGGACCUGGCCUACAUCUGGUGGCCGCCGGAGACCUGCUCCAGCCUGUACCUGCCGUGUCCCGUGAUAGUGCGUCUAAAUCGACUGCUCCGGAUCAACCGGCUGUGGGAGUGGUUCGAUCGCACGGAGACGGCCACCGGGUAUCCGAAUGCAUUCCGCAUCUGCAAGGUGGUGCUGGCCAUCCUGGUGCUGAUCCACUGGAACGCCUGCAUGUACUUCGCCAUCAGCUACGAGAUUGGCUUCAGCUCCGACUCGUGGGUCUACAAUCUGAACGGGACGCGGAACAACACGCUCCAGCGGCAGUACAUCUAUAGCUUCUACUGGUCCACGCUGACGCUGACCACAAUUGGCGAGACUCCGACGCCUGAGAACGAUGUGGAGUAUCUGUUCGUGGUGGCCGACUUCCUGGCCGGCGUCCUCAUCUUCGCCACCAUUGUGGGUAACAUUGGCUCCAUGAUCUCCAACAUGAAUGUGGCCCGCGUGGAGUUCCAGAAUCGCAUGGACGGCGUCAAGCAGUACAUGGCCUUCCGGCGCGUGGGUCACGAGCUGGAGGCCCGGGUCAUCCGGUGGUUCGCUUACACCUGGUCGCAGAGUGGGGCGCUGGACGAGGAGCGGGUGCUGGCCGCCCUGCCGGACAAGCUGAAGGCGGAGAUCGCCAUCCAGGUGCACAUGGACACGCUGAAGCAGGUGCGGAUCUUCCACGACACCGAGCCGGGUCUCCUGGAGGCCCUGGUCCUGAAGCUCAAGCUGCAGGUCUUCAGUCCGGGCGACUACAUCUGCCGGAAGGGCGAUGUCGGCAAGGAGAUGUAUAUCGUGAAGCGGGGCAAGCUCUCCGUCGUCGGCGACGAUGGCAUCACCGUGCUGGCCACCUUGGGCGCGGGUUCCGUGUUCGGCGAGGUGUCCGUGCUGGAGAUUGCGGGCAAUCGGACGGGCAACCGGCGCACCGCCAACGUGAGAUCCCUGGGCUACUCGGAUCUCUUCUGCCUGGCGAAGAGGGACUUGUGGGAAACGCUGUCCGACUAUCCGGAGGCCAGGUCCACGCUCACCCAGCGAGGAUGCCAGCUGCUGCGGAAGGAUGGCUUGCUGGAUGAGCAGAUAUUCGCCGAUUCACAAAGGGUGCACGACAGCAUUGAGGGCGGCAUUGAGAAGCUGGAGCUGUCGGUGGAGAACCUCAAUAUGCGGCUGGCCCGACUCCUGGCGGAGUACACGGCCAGCCAGGCCAAGAUCAAGCAGCGCCUGGCCAAGCUGGAGAUAAACGGCGGCCCUGGCACGUGGCGCCUGGAGUGUGAGCCACAAACGCGGGCUCGCAGCGGACGCCUCUACUCGCUGCAGCCCAAGCGGCGCCCACGUUCGCGACCCGACGCGACUGCCAAAAGCGGCGAUGCUGCCAAGCAGAACACGCUCUAAGUCCCCGGAAAGCCCGCUGGAAAAGCCCCAGCCCUCAACUCCACCCGAGGCCGGAAAAUAGUGAUAAAUGCAUUAAACUUGCAGGAGUUGUCUGGGGAGGCGGGGAGAUAACCCGUUUUGGCCCGAAGCCAACUGUUAUUUGGGCUGCAAAAGCGGGUAAAUCAAUUUUUAAUUUUUACAAUUAGUUUGUAGCGAAAGAGGAGGGGCAGACGGGGGGUACUGGAGAGUUGUUUGUUGCAAACUUUAUAAAUUUGUAAAAUGAUUCAAAACUGAAUGUGCCUCAAAGUGUGUGUGCGUGCGUAAGGAAAGCUAAGUUAAGAGGGGCGAACGAAAAGGAAAGCGAGCGGUGACCACCCAUCUAGUUAACCCACUAUGAUCCAGUGUACAUAAUUUAAGCAUAGUCCAAUUUUACACGUCUAGGCUAGGAUGAUUUUACACACAUUAAUUGCACAGAUCAAAUACAGAGAAAUUUAAGAAAUAAUCCCAGAAACUGACCAAGAACCGGAGGACUUUGCUGAAAUACUUAAGACGACAACGAGGACGACGAAGACGGGGGGAGAUGCACACAAAUCGAAUUCGAAGAAAGCAAAUGUUAACAACCAAGCUUCCAAAGCUUCCAAACCAAACGCAAAACAAACAAAACAAAAGAAACCGAGAGUCAAGAAACAAGAAACAAAAUGGUAAACAAAUGAAAUGUAUUUUUAUAUUAGUCCUAGACAUUGGGUGUACGAUGUAUUGUGUAUAUGUAAGUACGGCUAAAUCUAAAGCUAAAGCUACAGAAUAAACGAGAAUCGAGUCAAAUUA